GCUGCGGCCGCGGACAUGCUGCCCGCCGGCUGCUCCCGCCGCCUGGUGGCCGAGCUGCAGGGCGCCCUGGACGCUUGCGCAGAGAGACAGAAGCAGCUGGAGCGGAGCCUCGGAGUCUGCCGGCGGCUGCUGCAGGCCUGGGAACCAGCGAGGACCUGGGCUCCAGAUCCACCUCCGGGGCCAGAAACUACCGAAGAGGACCCGCCCCCAGCGCGCACCCCCAGCCCCCAGGACCUCAAGGAGCUGGAGCUCUUGACGCAGGCGCUGGAGAAGGCUGCACGCGUGCGGAGAAGCGUCUGCAGGGCCGGAGGAAGAGGCGAGGCCGGCGGCCUGACGCCCGGCCCUGCUGCCGCCUCUGCUGGCACCGCGGUGCCAGGGCCCGGCCGAGGUGGCCCAGGGCCCGCCAAGGGCAUCCGCCAGGCCAGGACGCCUGCCACGGACCACCCGGAGCUCAGACCUCUGCCAGGCAGGGAUAGGGCCGGUGUGGGGACAAGAGCCCGGGCCGCCGAGCCUGGACGCAGCCUCAGAGACCAGCGAGUGGCCCCAUCGACGGCCCCUCAGGCCCCGGGAGCCUUCACGCUGAAGGAGCAGGGGAGGCUGCUGCGGCUGCCCGCGGCCCUCAGGAAGGCGGCGUCGCAGAACCAGCGCCUGUGGGCCCAGCUCGAGUCUGCACAGACCAGGGACCCCACAGAUGCCGCCGCCGCUGCCAGAGCCCGGUUCCUGCAGAAAAUGCAGCCGGCCGUAUCCUUGCUGGGCUCUCCGGGGUGGGGGGGGGGGGACGCUGGCCGCAGAGGAAGUUCCCUGACCCGCGUGCAGUCCGGCUGGCCCAGCCCCAGGCCCAGUGGCGCCGAGCUGGAGGCGGAGGGCCAGCGCCUGCGGAGGGCCUGCGUGCUGAUGAGCCUACACAUGCGGGAGGCGCUCUCAGCAGCUCGCUCUGACUGGACGCAGGAGUACCACUGCCUGCUCACCCUGGAGGGACUGCAGGCCAUGGUGGGGCGCUGUCUGCAGGAGCUGCAGGAGCUGCAGGCAGACAGAGUGACAGAGGAUCAGAGACAUGUUCCGUUCACUGGUUCACUCUCCAAAAGCCCGCAACACCCAAGACUGGGCCAGGCUGGAGCUGGGAGCCAGGAACUCCAGCCGGGUCUCCCACUGGCGGAACAGCCUCCAGGGCCGUGUCUCGCGGGAUGGCGCCCCCAGCCCUCGUCACCCUGUGGGGGCAGAGCAGGCCCCACCUGGAGCCCCCGGCUGCUUUGCUACUCCAGCACCCAGGAGCUGCAGACCCUGGCCGCCCUCAGGCUGCGGGUGGCCAUGCUGCACCAGCAGAUCCACUUGCAAAAGGUCCUGAUGGCAGAGCUGCUGCCCGUGCUGAGCGCCCAGGAAGCACGCGGGCCGCCCUGCCUGGCUCUGUGCCGCGCGGUGCACAGCCUGCUCUGUGAGGGCGGCGAGCACUUCUUCAGCAUCCUACGGGACGACCUGGCUGACUGAGGCCUGCGCCCGGCGCCCAGAGCUGCUGGGAGCCCGGCGGGCGGUGCUCCACGGGUGGGCUAGUGAGCGGGGGCCCUCCUCACAAACCCAUGGUCAGGGCUCCUCGCCGGGGCCUUGGGAGCCUUUCCGGGCCACCUGGGUUUGCUCCCACUGGAGACCUGAGAGCUGCCUGUGUGACAUUAAAACCACUGCAGAGA
This is a messenger RNA of Lepus europaeus (European hare), 1682 nucleotides long. RefSeq names its product tubulin epsilon and delta complex 2 (gene TEDC2). The record is from RefSeq and is a predicted model, not a curated record. Lineage: Eukaryota; Metazoa; Chordata; Mammalia; Lagomorpha; Leporidae. The transcript has 10 exons. Bases 16 to 1485 code for a protein of 489 amino acids.